AUGAGAACUUCUGGCGGCUUAUCACUAAUUGAUCUUUCAGCUCAAUUUGGAGCAACAAAGUGUUUCAAUUUCCUUGUUUUAAACAAUGCAAAGAUUACUGUUCGUACAUUGGAAAAUGCAUUUUUUGGAAAUUCCAAAGAGAUCAUACUCAAGUGUUUAGAGCAAUUCGAUCUUACUCAGAACUGCAUUGAAUAUGCAGUAAGAUCUCAUCAUAACAAAACUGUCAAAACUUUGAUGACGAAAUAUAAUUUCAAAUAUUCUUGGUAUUCAACAUUGUACUCAUUCAAUUUGAAAAUGUUCUAUCCAAAACUACAUUCACUAGAGAAUAUUAACUCCAAAGACGAAAACGGAGAAACAGCUUUAAUUGCGGCGUCAAGAGUUGGUUUAGUUCCUAUUGUUAGACUCUUAAUAAACAGAGGAGCCAAUGUAAGUGUACCAGAUUCAAAAUUUAAGACCGCAUUAAGUUGGGCAUGCGAAGAAAACUUUAUUGAAGUGGCAAAGAUCUUAAUUGAAGCCAAAAGUAACUUGAACUCCACAGAUAAAUACAAUUGGACACCAGCUCAUUACGCAAUUAUCCAAAACAGUCACAGAAUUUUACAAAUGUUGGUCGAUAAAAACGUUGAUCUUUCUAUACAUGACUUAAAUGGGAAGACACCAUUAAUGGUUUCAAGUUACAACAGUGCAAUCGAAUGCACAAAGAUUUUGUUGACAAAACAAAUUAAUUUGGAAGAAAACGAUAGAAAUAAUUGGACAGCUUUGAUAAUAGCAAGUGCAAACAAUUCAGUAAACAUUGUUAGAGCAUUAGUUGAGAGUGGCGCUAAUAUUGAACACGAAGAUAAAUGGGGAAAUACUCCAAUUAUGAUUGCCGCUGGAAAGAACAACACAGAAACAGUUACUUUCUUAGCAAGUAUCGGUGCAAAUGUCAACCACCAGAACAGAAAUGGAAAGACAGCUUUAAUUUUUGCUGCUGAUAACAAUUCAAUUGAAUCUGCAAAAGUUUUAGUUGAUUUUAAAGCAGAUGUUGAGAUAGAAGAUAUGAACAGAGAUACUGUAUUAUCUAUUGCGAAAAGGAAUGGAUUUAAAGAGAUCCAAGCCUUAGUUUCUGACUAA
Molecule: messenger RNA, 1110 nt
Organism: Trichomonas vaginalis G3
Lineage: Eukaryota; Parabasalia; Trichomonadida; Trichomonadidae
Product: spectrin binding
Exons: 1
Coding region: 1-1110 (369 amino acids)
Molecular function (GO): protein binding
Source: RefSeq, a predicted model, not a curated record